ACAGCAUCUCCCAUCAUGGCGGCUGUAGUCAAGGGAUUCCCAUUCAACCUGCCGUUUGCAUCCAUUCUGGUGAUUUUCCUGCUAUGUAUCCAGUCCGGGGGAGGUCAAAAGAAAAAGGAGAACAUGCUGGCAGAGAAGGUGGAGCAGAUGAUGGAGUGGAGUUCUCGGCGUUCUGUGAUCCGUAUGAACGGAGAUAAGUUCCGCCGGUUUGUCAAAGCCCCGCCCCGGAACUAUUCCGUCAUUGUAAUGUUCACUGCACUGCAGCCUCAGAGACAAUGUUCCGUCUGCAGGCAGGCUAAUGAAGAAUAUCAAGUGCUGGCUAAUUCAUGGCGGUACUCUUCGGCCUUCUCUAACAAACUCUUCUUCACGGUUGUGGAUUAUGAUGAGGGGGCGGAUGUCUUUCAACAGUUGAACAUGAACUCUGCCCCCACCUUCAUGCAUUUCCCAGCUAAAGGAAAGCCUAAGAGGGCUGACACCUUUGACCUUCAGCGGAUUGGCUUCGCCUCUGAGCAACUGGCCAAGUGGAUUGCAGACCGCACUGAUGUGCAGGAACGUCAUCUGUUGAUGAAUCUGGUUGAGAUGCGGGAUCCCGACAAGGCUCGCUUUCUCAACGUCCACAUCACCCAGAUCGGCCUAUUCGGUGACAUUGUAGAGGGCUUUGCCCAGCAGUUCUCGAUGCCAGCUCCGCCCCAGCCCGGGCCCAGCUCUCAGCCCCAGCGUAGAGCUCCCCGCAGGAAGUGGAUUCCCCCUGUCUCAUGGACCACCUCCCGUACCCAGAAGGCUCCCAAGCGCUCCAGAGACGGGCAACCCAGUGAGAGAGACAUCUGCCAUGGAGCAGGCUUUCGGGGAGCCCCGUUUGAGCCACUAGACUCAGUCAAACUAAAGGCCCUCCCUUGA
Molecule: messenger RNA, 897 nt
Organism: Xyrauchen texanus (razorback sucker)
Lineage: Eukaryota; Metazoa; Chordata; Actinopteri; Cypriniformes; Catostomidae
Product: tumor suppressor candidate 3-like
Exons: 7
Coding region: 16-897 (293 amino acids)
Cellular component (GO): oligosaccharyltransferase complex
Source: RefSeq, a predicted model, not a curated record